CUGAGAGAAACAGAGAUAGACAGCACCCUCCAGCAGGGUCUUGACCCUGUGAUCCACUCUCAGAAUUCAUUCAGCCUUAUAUAAUGGACAUGUGUGGAUCUGGUGCACUUAGGAGUUCUCUGGACAUGAAUCUGGAACCUUUCUAUAAAUGUCAGCAGAUGUACCAUCACUAGGUCCAGCCAUAGCCUCUGGAAACCCUGGAUCUGGAAUUCAAGGUGGAGGAGCCAUUGUCCAAAGAGCUAUUAAGCGGCGACCAGGGAUGGAGUUUGAUGAUGAUGGUGAAGGAAACAGUAAAUAUUUGAGGUGUGAUGACGAUCAGAUGUGUAAUGAUAAGGAGCGGUUUGCCAGGUCGGAUGAUGAGCAGAGCUCUGCGGAUAAAGAGAGACUUGCCAGGGAAAAUCAUAGUGAAAUUGAACGGCGGCGACGGAACAAGAUGACAGCCUACAUCACAGAACUGUCAGACAUGGUACCCACCUGUAGUGCCCUGGCUCGAAAACCAGACAAGCUAACUAUUCUACGCAUGGCAGUUUCUCACAUGAAGUCCUUGCGAGGAACUGGCAACACCUCUACUGAUGGCUCCUAUAAACCAUCCUUCCUCACUGAUCAGGAACUGAAACAUUUGAUCUUGGAGGCAGCAGAUGGUUUUCUGUUUAUUGUCUCAUGUGAGACAGGGCGGGUCGUGUAUGUCUCUGAUUCAGUGACUCCUGUUUUGAACCAGCCACAGUCUGAAUGGUUUGGCAGCACACUCUAUGAUCAGGUGCACCCAGAUGAUGUGGAUAAACUUCGUGAGCAGCUUUCUACAUCAGAAAAUGCCCUGACAGGGCGUAUCCUGGAUCUUAAGACUGGAACAGUGAAAAAGGAAGGUCAGCAGUCUUCCAUGAGGAUGUGUAUGGGCUCAAGGAGAUCAUUUAUUUGUCGAAUGAGGUGUGGUAAUAGCUCUGUGGACCCAGUCUCCAUGAAUAGACUCAGCUUUGUGAGGAACAGAUGCAGGAAUGGACUUGGCUCUGUGAAGGAUGGAGAACCUCACUUUGUGGUGGUCCACUGUACAGGCUACAUCAAGGCUUGGCCCCCAGCAGGUGUUUCCCUCCCAGAUGAUGACCCAGAGGCUGGCCAGGGGAGCAAGUUUUGCCUAGUGGCCAUUGGUAGAUUGCAGGUGACUAGUUCUCCCAACUGUACAGACAUGAGUAAUGUUUGUCAGCCAACAGAGUUCAUCUCUCGACACAACAUUGAGGGGAUCUUCACUUUUGUGGAUCAUCGCUGUGUGGCUACUGUUGGCUACCAGCCUCAGGAACUCUUAGGAAAGAAUAUUGUAGAAUUCUGUCAUCCUGAAGACCAGCAACUUCUAAGAGACAGCUUCCAACAGGUGGUGAAAUUAAAAGGCCAGGUGCUGUCUGUCAUGUUCCGGUUCCGGUCUAAGAACCGAGAAUGGCUCUGGAUGAGAACCAGCUCUUUUACUUUCCAGAAUCCUUACUCAGAUGAAAUAGAAUACAUCAUCUGUACCAACACCAAUGUGAAGAACUCUAGCCAGGAACCAAGGCCUACACUAUCCAAUACAAUCCAGAGGCCGCAGUUAGGGCCCACAGCUAAUAUACCUCUGGAGAUGGGCUCAGGGCAACUGGCACCAAGGCAGCAGCAACAGCAAACAGAAUUGGAUAUAGUACCAGGAAGAGAUGGACUGGCCAGCUACAAUCAUUCCCAGGUUUCUGUUCAGCCUGUGACAACCACUGGGCCAGAACAUAGCAAACCCCUUGAGAAGUCAGAAGGUUUAUUUGCCCAGGAUAGAGACCCACGAUUUUCAGAAAUCUAUUCCAACAUCAGUGCAGAUCAGAGUAAAGGCAUCUCCUCCAGCACUGUCCCUGCCACCCAACAGCUAUUCUCCCAGGGCAACACAUUCCCUCCUACCCCCCGGCCGGCAGAGAAUUUCAGGAAUAGUGGUCUGGCCCCUCCUGUAACAAUCGUUCAGCCAUCAGCUUCUGCAGGACAAAUGUUGGCCCAGAUUUCCCGCCACUCGAACCCCACCCAGGGAACAGCCCCCACUUGGACCCCCAGCACCCGCCCAGGCUUCUCUGCCCAGCAGGCGGCAUCCCAGGCUACAGCCAAGACUCGGUCUUCCCAAUUUGGUGUGAGCAACUUUCAAACUCCGUCUUCCUUCAGCCCCAUGUCCCUCCCUGGUGCUCCCACUACAUCACCUGGUGCUGCUGCCUACCCUAGUCUCACCAAUCGUGGAUCCAACUUUGAGGCAGGACAGACUACAGGACAAUUCCAGACACGGACAGCAGAGGGUGUAGGUGUCUGGCCACAGUGGCAGGGCCAGCAGCCUCAUCAUCGCUCAAGUUCUAGUGAGCAACAUGUUCAACAGCCAUCAGCACAGCAACCUGGUCAGCCUGAGGUCUUCCAGGAGAUGCUAUCCAUGCUGGGAGACCAGAGCAGCAGCUACAACAAUGAAGAAUUUCCUGACCUAACUAUGUUUCCCUCCUUUUCAGAAUAGAACUGUUGGGGUGAGGAUAAGGGGUGGGGGAGGAAAAAAAUCACUGUUUGUUUUUAAAAAGCAAAUCUUUCUGUAAACAGAAUAAAAGUUCCCCCUUCCCUUCCCUCACCCCUGACGUGUACCCCUUUUCCCUUUUGGCCUUUCCCCUAUCCUCCUGCCUUUCUGAGGUAACAUUUUUAGAAGAAAUGGAAUGAAUUCCCAAUGCUUUUAGGGCCCUUUGAAAAUCUGAGGCUAAGUGAGGUUGGAAUGCCUUUCCUUAUGUCUCCUGAUUGAACCUGACAUCCUCCACUUGCCUUGGAUACUGUGGCUUGUCCAUGGAAACAAAUUAUGAAUAGAGUGGAGACGCAAUGUCCUCACAUUUGAGGACCUUGAAACAUGGUAGGUAUACAUGGGGUUUUAGGAAGUGAGCAUAGACUCUUCCUGCUGCCUCUGAGCAACAGUUCUGGAAAGAAACAUGUGAAUGAGUGAGUGAGUGAGUGAGUGAGAGAGAGAGAGUAUGUGUGUGCUUCUGUCUUUCUUCCUUUCUCUUCAUUAGGGAAUUAUGCAAACUUUAUCACAGAUUUUAUCUUUGUCUUUCUGUGUGCUUUUCAAAGAGGCCUAAGGAGUUAAAUGUUCCAGGUAUUUUCCACUUAGUAUUGCAGCCAAAGAGUAUUUAAAUAAAUGUCUUUGCUGCGCUAACAUCUAUGCCCAGCCAAUAUGCAACUAUAAGCAAAUCGAUAAAGUCUUCUGUUGAUAUGGUUGGUCUCUCAUCGAACAUACUCAGUGAUAAAGCUGGGUUACUUCUGCUUUGGUGCUCUCACCUUAUUUGGAAGACAUACAAACUACCGAAAUAGGCUGGCAAGAUAAACACUUAAGAGACCCCAGACUUGGCCAUAAGGGUGAUGCUGCAUUUUUUCUGUCAGAAUCACACAUGAUGUGUGUUCUGUAGAGGUUCUUUCUGCAUGGAAACUCAACUUCUUGGAUCAGCAGUCCUAGUGACAAUCUUCAGUGUUGGAGUGUAAACCAAAUACAUAGCCCUCUUGCAAAGUAGCCUCUUUUAACCCAUUCUCAAAAUACCCAGUCAGGCAAGAAGCUGAGGUUUAGGUCUCUCCUGGGCCUCUGGUUCUUUCCUCUUUGCUCCCUCUCCAAUCUUAAGAUUGGAUUUUGCUUUAGAGUGUAAGUAUAAUAACUCCAUGUGAUAGAUGGGGCCUGGACUCCCAUCUCAGCAGGGUCACUUUGUAAUUAACUAUAGCCAUAUAAUUGCGGAUACAGGUAACUAUUCACCCUUUACCUUCCUCAGGUAACAAUCAUGUAUAUCAGCCUUUUUAAAUGUUUUUUAAUUGGCUUCGGCCAGUAUUAAUGUGCAAGACUGAAUUAUAAGGAGAAGAUGCAUUAAA
Tupaia belangeri chinensis (Chinese tree shrew) is the source of this 3864-nucleotide messenger RNA. It is a transcript of the gene ARNT, whose product is annotated as aryl hydrocarbon receptor nuclear translocator. Gene Ontology annotation, molecular function: protein dimerization activity; DNA-binding transcription factor activity. Bases 149 to 2488 code for a protein of 779 amino acids. Lineage: Eukaryota; Metazoa; Chordata; Mammalia; Scandentia; Tupaiidae. Gene Ontology annotation, biological process: regulation of DNA-templated transcription. Gene Ontology annotation, cellular component: transcription regulator complex; nucleus; cytoplasm. The record is from RefSeq and is a predicted model, not a curated record. The transcript has 22 exons.